AUGACUGGAGGGAGGAAUAAUACAAUCACCAAGUUCAUUCUUGUGGGAUUCUCAGAUUUUCCCAAGCUCAAGCUCAUUCUCUUCAUUAUAUUCUUGGGGACCUACCUCUCCACAGUGGUGUGGAACCUGUGUCUCAUCAUCUUGAUUAGGAUCAACCCCUACCUACAUACUCCUAUGUACUUUUUCCUCAGUAAUUUAUCAUUUUUAGAUUUCUGCUAUGUUACCUCUACAACCCCUAAAAUGCUCUCAGGAUUCUUCCAGAAGCACAGAUCCAUCACCUUCGUGGGGUGCACCAUGCAGUACUUCGUCUUCUCAAGCCUGGGUCUGGCUGAGUGCUGUCUUCUGGCAGCCAUGGCUUAUGACCGGUAUGCUGCCAUUUGUAAUCCUCUGCUCUACACAGCCAUCAUGUCCCCCUCCCUCUGCGUGCACAUGGUGGUUGGAGCCUACAUCACUGGUCUCCUCGGUUCUUUGAUCCAACUCUGUGCUAUAGUUCAGCUCCAUUUCUGUGGACCAAAUAUUAUCAACCAUUUCAUUUGUGACUUGCCUCAAUUAUUAGUCUUAUCCUGCUCUGAAACCUUUCCCCUACAAGUCCUGAAGUUUGUGAUAGCAGUUAUUUUUGGCCUGGCAUCUGUCUUAGUCAUCCUGAUCUCUUAUGGUUAUAUUUUUGGCACCAUCUUGAAGAUCAGCUCAGUAGAAGGCAGGUCAAAAGCCUUCAAUACCUGUGCAUCUCACUUGACAGCAGUCACCCUCUUUUUCGGAUCAGGACUCUUUGUUUAUAUGCACCCCAGCUCUGACAUUUCUAAGGGUUAUGACAAGAUGGCAUCAGUCUUCUAUACAGUGGUUAUUCCCAUGUUGAAUCCUUUGAUUUACAGUCUGAGGAACAAAGAAAUCAAAGAUGCCCUCAAGAGGUGUAAGAAGAGGUGCUUUUCUUAUUUCCACUGUUAA
Nannospalax galili (Upper Galilee mountains blind mole rat) is the source of this 945-nucleotide messenger RNA. Its product is annotated as olfactory receptor 1440. The record is from RefSeq and is a predicted model, not a curated record. Gene Ontology annotation, molecular function: odorant binding; G protein-coupled receptor activity; olfactory receptor activity. Gene Ontology annotation, biological process: sensory perception of smell; G protein-coupled receptor signaling pathway. Gene Ontology annotation, cellular component: membrane. Lineage: Eukaryota; Metazoa; Chordata; Mammalia; Rodentia; Spalacidae. The transcript has a single exon. Bases 1 to 945 code for a protein of 314 amino acids.